Molecule: messenger RNA, 1419 nt
Organism: Aspergillus terreus NIH2624
Lineage: Eukaryota; Fungi; Ascomycota; Eurotiomycetes; Eurotiales; Aspergillaceae
Product: Set1-mediated histone H3-K4 methylation subunit Swd1
Exons: 5
Coding region: 1-1419 (472 amino acids)
Cellular component (GO): Set1C/COMPASS complex
Molecular function (GO): protein binding
Source: RefSeq, a predicted model, not a curated record
AUGAAUUUAUCUCUCAUUGAUCCCUUUGUCCUGGCUCAGGACUACCCAGAUACGUUGUCCGAGAAACUUAGAAGCGGCCACGCGACAUGCCUCCGUUUCAACCGUAAAGGCGACUAUCUAGCGUCCGGCCGGGUUCAUGGCACGGUGGUGAUCUUUGAUAUCGAAACGAACGGGGUUGCGCGCAAGCUACGAGGCCAUACGAGACAGAUCCAAUCCCUCAGUUGGUCUAGAGACGGUCGAUAUCUUCUCACUUCCUCCCAAGAUUGGAAGUGCAUCCUCUGGGAUUUGAAAGAUGGCUCCCGGGUUCGCACUGUUCGAUUCGAAGCUCCUGUAUAUAUCGCCGAACUCCACCCCUAUAACCAUCUACUCUUCGUCGCGUCUCUAUUCGAAGAUCAGCCUGUCCUCGUCGAUGUCUCGUCACCCAAACCGAUCAAACGAAUCCUCCCCUCCGCCCCGUUUCGCCCUCCACCACCCGAGGACGAAGAAGUCGAUCCGGCUGUCGCCGCCAAACAAGCAGCGCAAGACGCGAAACAUUCCACCUGCGUGACCAUAUUCACUGCCCUGGGAAAUCACAUCAUCGCCGGGACAUCCAAGGGCUGGAUCAACAUCAUCGAGACGCAAACCUGCACCACUAUUCACUCGACCCGCCUCUGCAACGGAGUAGUUAUAUUACUUCGCCUCGCCAGCAAUGGCCGCGACCUGCUGGUGAACAGCUCUGACCGCGUCAUUCGCACCAUCCUGAUGCCCGACCUCUCGCAGCUGGGUAUUGACCUCGAACCCGCCCACAUCAAACUCCAGGUCGAACACAAAUUCCAAGAUGUGGUGAAUCGCCUGAGCUGGAACCACGUGACAUUCUCCUCAACCAGUGAAUUUGUCACAGCGUCGACUUUCAUGAACCCCGACAUAUACGUCUGGGAGCGUAGCCACGGCUCCCUAGUGAAGAUUCUCGAGGGUCCACGCGAGGAACUGGGGGUGGUGGAGUGGCACCCUUCACGACCGUUCGUGGUAGCAUGUGGCCUCGAAACGGGCUGCAUCUACACCUGGUCGAUUGUGACGCCCCAGAAAUGGUCAGCUUUGGCGCCGGAUUUCGGCGAGGUAGAAGAGAACGUCGAAUACGUUGAGCGCGAAGACGAAUUCGACAUCCAUCCGGCCGAAGAAAUUCACCAGCGCCGGCUAGAUCAGGAGGACGAAGUCCCCGAUGUUCUCACUAUCGAGCCGCAUAAAAGUGGCGGGGACGACGACAUGGAAUCCUUCCGAAUGCCAGUUCUGUUGGACAUCUCUGAUAGUGAGAGUGAAGAGGAUAUUGUCGCGGUAGGCCCGGGGACCAUGCGAAGGCGCAGUCCCGGCGCUGGUCGGGAUUAUGAAGAUACGGCGAGUGGCAAGAAUAACACGUCUCGUCAGAAGGGUCGCCGGCGAUGA